This is a messenger RNA of Cetraspora pellucida, 375 nucleotides long. The record is from the annotation of a GenBank genome assembly. NCBI's taxonomy places the organism in Eukaryota, Fungi, Glomeromycota, Glomeromycetes, Diversisporales, Gigasporaceae.
AUGUUAUUGCCACUAGAUAUUAAUGCAAUUUUUGAUAUUGAAGAAGAAGAUAUGAUUAUUAGUGAUGGCAGCGACUAUGAGCUUAACAAUGUGCUUGAUAGUAUUCUAGACAUAACAGAUGGCAUUGGUCAGACAUCAAAAACCUUAAAAAAGAAGAGCUUAGUUAUUAUAGAAAUGAUCAUCGGGUACAUGAAGGUGGUUCAAGAAAAAAAAACCAAUGGUCAGAGAAAUGGUAUUGCCAUCAGUAUGGGACAUAUGAGAGCACUGCUGAAAAGGAUGUCACAAAAAAACCACAGCUUGUACAAAAAGAAUCAAAAAAAUGUGGAUGUAAAAGCUACAUCCAUGUUGCGCUUUCCGUCAACUCAACAACAGUAG